This is a messenger RNA of Camponotus floridanus (Florida carpenter ant), 1981 nucleotides long. RefSeq names its product GILT-like protein 3. The record is from RefSeq and is a predicted model, not a curated record. NCBI's taxonomy places the organism in Eukaryota, Metazoa, Arthropoda, Insecta, Hymenoptera, Formicidae. Gene Ontology annotation, molecular function: oxidoreductase activity, acting on a sulfur group of donors, disulfide as acceptor. The coding region runs from base 359 to 1078 and encodes 239 amino acids. The transcript is spliced from 4 exons.
AUAUAGAUCUGUUCUGUAUUCUGUGUAAAGCGAGAUCAGAGUGUAUAAAAUAUCAGAAAAGGAGAAAAAUAUCGAAAGAAAUCGUAGUUUGAGGGAACAGAUUUUCCGCGCGUGAAUGAAAAGGGGAUGAAAAAACAGAGACAAAAUUAGAUUAGAUCCCGUAAUCCCGUUAGAAACGCCAGACGCCGAGGAAUCUCGCAACUCCCAUCGAUCCAGCCAUUCGCGUGCACGCCGCGCGCAAUGUCGCCGCCGGCGGCGAAUUUGACAUUAGGACUCGUUGCGUCAGCUGUAACAAGCGAGGCCGCUGCCGCCGCGCGAGCGAGAGUCGCGCGCGCUUCUUGCCGCGAUAACAGCCAGGAUGAUGGGGUUAGGCAACUUCCGAUGGCGACUCGUGAUCGUCCUCAUCAUCGGUCUACUGCUUUGGCAGACCUCGAAGAUUUGGUUGGCGUUCCUGGAAGGCGACGCUGCCGCCUCCGUGCAAGAAAUUCAGGCGGUGACACCGUUGAGCCAAAAGGACGAUCCGACUCGACAAAGAGUACACGUGGCCGUGUAUUACGAAGCACUAUGUCCGGAUUCGCGUAGUUUUGUUAUGAAACAAUUAGGACCAACGUAUCGGAGACUCUCGGCGGAUAUUGAAGUCGAGUUGGUACCGUACGGAAAGGCUGCGACGGAGAAGAAAAACGGCGGAUAUCAAUUCACAUGUCAACAUGGACCCAUCGAAUGCCAAGCGAACAUUAUACAUGCAUGUACCAUCGACGUUAUCAAAGACCCGUCGAUACAACUGCAAUUUAUCACUUGCAUGAUUGAAAAUAACAUAGACCCAGUAGGAAUAAUGAAUAAGUGCGCCGAACGCAUAUCCGUGGAUCUGGAGUCCAUUAAAAAGUGUUCAAACAAUGAAAAGGGCAAGGAACUCUUGGCUAACUACGGAAAAAUGACGAACUCGUUGGUGCCAGGAAUAUCUUUUAUACCGACAAUUACCCUCGAUAGGAGCUCGGAUUAUCAAGUGAGGAUAUUGAAAAAUCUUCUGAAGGAGGUGUGCCUGCAUUUUAAAAUUACACCAAAAGAGUGCUUAUCGUGAGAGAGUACGAAUAGGCAAAACAUAGCAAAACAUAUCCGCGUAAUCAUCGAAUUUUGUUAUCGUAUUACAUGAAAAAUUUUAAAGUAUAAAUGAGAAAUAUAAUAUUUUUGAAAGAAAGUUGUUGUCUCUUGUUGAAAGAACCCGACUCUCGACAAGUUUAAUAUCGCGAGAUGAACUAUUUUACAUACACAUUAUACGUGAAAAUUAAUAAAUUAAAUGAAAAUAAAUUUUUUCUCGCAACAUAAGAAGAGAUUUCAUAGAACGCGCACGUGUUUUCUGUGUAUUAUAAAAAAAUACUCUAUUGUGCCGUUUCAUUCGCGUCGUACUCUACAUAUCAGGCUGUUAUCGUUUAUUAUUAGGGAGAUAAAAUCGCUUGUAUUAUAGAUAAACACCAGUUUGCUCCCAUAUAAGUAUAUAGGAACAAUUUAUUAACUUAAUAUCAACACUUUAUACAAACUGUGCCGCUUUAUUAUGUACGACAAGAAGUGAAGAACGCCUUUGAGAUAUACGGCAGAGAAUAUACUUACAUACAAUAGAAACAAUGUUUGAAUUGGAAUCUGAAGAAAUCAAGCUUAUUAAAAAUCGAAUAACUAAUCUCGUUAAAAGUAACAAAAAAGGAAGAAAAAUAAAAAAAAAGAACACUGAGCCUGCGCUCGAAAUGAUUAGAUAAGAAAAAAAGUUGUUUAUAUUUUGCAAACGUAUAACGUUCUCUCCUUGUUCAUAUAUCGCAAUAAACUUGUUCGUUUUAAGAAUUACAAUUAGCAUAUAACCGAACGAAGAUUUACUUCGUCGGGUCGACUUUAUACGUUCGUAUAUGUACACAUCGAAAUAAAUACAACGGUCGAUAGAAGCAGGAUGUGUCUUGGUACCUCCGCAAAUACGGUAUAAACGAUUCUUUUUCUU